AUGGAUGGCAUUAAUGAAAGAAUUGUCGAAUUAUUAAGUAUAAAUUAUUUACCUGCUGUGGAGAGUUCUAAGCAGAUAGAAGAAAUUAUACGAGAGUUAGACAAAGAUACUCUUGAAAAAUUGAAUGCCUUCACAAUCACAUGGUUACAAGUUCCUGUAGUUAAAAUUUUACGGGCAGUAAACAGACAUACUGAAAAUAUACUAAUGAUAGUUCAAAAAGUUGCCUGCUCCGUAUGGAAUCGAUUUAAUCAGAAAAAUCAAAUCGAUGAACAUGAAUUGGAGUUUUUAAAUAAUGUUGGGCAAUUAAAUAUAAUGAUUGUUGAUGCGCAACCAGAUAACGACCGUGGAAUAAUAUGUGGGAGUGUGAAUCGUUGUUAUUUGACAAGCGUUUGA
Molecule: messenger RNA, 393 nt
Organism: Didymodactylos carnosus
Lineage: Eukaryota; Metazoa; Rotifera; Eurotatoria; Philodinida; Philodinidae
Source: the annotation of a GenBank genome assembly